This is a messenger RNA of Penicillium cinerascens, 1053 nucleotides long. RefSeq lists its product as uncharacterized. NCBI's taxonomy places the organism in Eukaryota, Fungi, Ascomycota, Eurotiomycetes, Eurotiales, Aspergillaceae. The transcript has a single exon. The record is from RefSeq and is a predicted model, not a curated record. Bases 1 to 1053 code for a protein of 350 amino acids.
AUGCCCGACAUGCCGGCUGUCUUUCAACCGUCAACUUCGCCUGCUAAAGUCGACCUCGCCAGCGUCAACUCUCAACUCUUUCAAGUCCCUUCAUCCGCCUCCGCAUCCUCCUCGCUAUACUCCCUCUCCGUCAGUCGAAAGCGGCCUCGUCGCGACGAAAAGCUCUCAACAAAAUUCGAAUUCUCAUCUGAGGCCGCCAGCCCUUCACCACUCCUUGAAUCCGACUAUCGCAAAACAAGUGGCCAUGUCGACAUCCACGCUGCCGCUGACCUCGACUACCGUCCGAACCGAUACCGCGAGUCUUUCCUACCACCGUCUCUAGACGCCAGCAUGGAGUCAGUAGAUCAAGAAACUCAGGGAAACAGUCGUAAGCGCAGCCGGCGCGACUCGUGCAUCGCUUCGCCGUCCGCAGACGAUACUGAUACCCCAACACAAGUCGGCUGGGGACGCACGGUGAUUAAAGCAGUUGGCAAAGUACUGGACUUGUGCUGGACCGGCGCAUUCCGUGGAUUCUAUGCUGGCGGGGGUCAAGGAUACGACAUGCAAGCCGGGUCACCAACACAAUUCAAUCCGACCUGGCAGUCUCCCGCCUCAAUUGGGAUGGAGCGGAUCUAUCGAACACCCAUCCCGGGUCAGUACCCCGACGACGAUAUUGAACGAAGUUGGGUUGUCAUUCCCGCCGAGCCAGCGGAUCCAUUCGUUGGCGAAAACCUCCCCAGUCCGUCUCUUCGAGCACGUCGGGUUCACCAGGCCCCCAGUCCCCGCCGUCGACCGGCCGUGAUGCCCAGGUUGAACAAGAGAGCAGCUCCGUCCUCUUUGCGACCCUCAACACCUACCAAAGGUGCCGGUCUCGGACUUCCGUCUCCGCGAUCAAGAGACGGUCCGGGUUCUGCUGAGGUGCAAAGACAAGCUGCUCGGAUACGCCGUAGGGAGCGUGAAGAGGAUGCGAGUAUCCAGCGUUUGAACAAGCAACUUCAGGCGAUGAUUCGCGAGGGCAAGGAAGCACUCGGCACAACGGUGGAAGUGGACGAUUUUGAGAUGGACUACGAUUGA